Manduca sexta (tobacco hornworm) is the source of this 3524-nucleotide messenger RNA. RefSeq lists its product as uncharacterized. The coding region runs from base 139 to 2307 and encodes 722 amino acids. Gene Ontology annotation, biological process: regulation of transcription by RNA polymerase II; chromatin remodeling. Gene Ontology annotation, molecular function: RNA polymerase II cis-regulatory region sequence-specific DNA binding; DNA-binding transcription factor activity, RNA polymerase II-specific. The record is from RefSeq and is a predicted model, not a curated record. Lineage: Eukaryota; Metazoa; Arthropoda; Insecta; Lepidoptera; Sphingidae. The transcript has 6 exons.
GGGCGGGGCCCGAGCGGCAGUAGCGCGCCGCCGGCCGGCCAGAACGCACGUGUUGUCGACUCCUCGUCCGUCACUCCCGUACCGUGCACAUGUUGAGUGAAUUUUCGGCAUGUUGAUGUAGUCGUGAUUUGUAUCAAGAUGGACUUUCAGAGUGCUAUGGAGACGUUCGCUGAGGCAUGGGCAGCGGCCAACACCGUCAAGUCGGAGGCGCCGAGUGAUCUUUCGCAGACGUUAUCAGCCGAGCUACGUAGAAGUAAGACACCUCCGCGGCGGUCUCCUGAGGAGCGUGCGGUACCGCGCCCUCCUUCAGCACCGGUACAUCACGAGAGGAACCCUCACACACCACACCUAUCUCCUAAGAAGGAAGCCUUCAAUAACCUUCUCAAUAAAGGAAUAUCGGGUAAAACCCUGCCCGUCCACUGCGUGGUUGAGGCAGUGGCGUCGCUCGAAGAAGGCACGUGGCGGCGACGCGCUGUAGUCGAGACUGACAGCUAUGUCAUCAUUCCAGCAGCUACUGCCUUCCACGAGCUAGUGCCAGCUGCUAUGAUGAGGCUCGGAUAUCCACACGAAUUAGCUGCGUCGGCUAAAGGUUCAGUAGUCAUCAACAACUGGAAGCCAUUGACCUUCGAGAGGAUCUCUGACGGCCCUCUAGCUACGGUCGGCGAGGUGCUUGGAGAGUUGACCACAGUGGCAACCCUGAGGAUCCAACUACUCAGGCCCCGGCCCACGCCCAUGCAAGACAUAAAGGACAAGCUUUUGAGGCUUCUACUGGUCCAGAGCAAGCCAUUGUUAAUCUCUACUGGAUGUCCGUUAGACGAAGUCACGCUUGCUCAGAUAUGUCGAGGUCAAGAUAGAAAUCCUGGGCCGCAUAACUUUCAUGAGCCUUCGGAAGAGAUGCGGAGGAAAUUUGAGUCUUGGUGGAGCGCACAGGUGUCACCACGCCCUCCUCCUUUCAGUCCACGACGAUAUCCGUCUCCAGGGCCAAAGAAUCGCUCCCCCACACUAAACACUAUUCCUGAUCACUUACAUCCAGCUCUGCAGACAGUUCAGAGUCAAUACCCUACUCAGAAAACCAGAAUGCGAACAAGUUUCGAUCCGGAAUUAGAGUUGCCCAAGUUGCAGCGCUGGUUUUCCGAGAACCAACAUCCGAGUAGACAACAGAUACAACAAUAUGUACGCGAACUUAACAACCUGGAAUCGAGGCGAGGACGUAAACCAUUAGACGUCAACAACGUUGUCUAUUGGUUCAAAAACGCUCGUGCUGCGCAGAAACGGGCUGAACUUCGUAAUAUUGGUGGCAUGGGCUGCCACCUCGGCAUGAAUGGCUUCAAUAGUAGAAGUCACAGUCCAACAAAUGGCUCUUUACUGGCUGGGAGCGAUCAUUACGCGUCUCAAGACCAAAACUCAAUGAAGAGUCCCAUGCAACUCUCGGGGAGUCCCGGCAGAUACCCGAUGUCGGUUAUGUCCGAAGAUAAUCUAUCGAAUGGAGGUUCAGAUUUAGAAGAUGACGGAGGAGAUUUGAACCCUGAUGAUAGACCCGAGAGUCCAGAUGCACCUCUAUCCUUGAUUACAACUAAAAAGAACAACAACGAUCCGGAAGAUUUAAAAAAAGAGUCACCGAAACCCCCAGACAUAAUAAAGGUUCAUGACAUUAAGCAAGAGCCGAAAGAUUUGAGCAAACAAGAGCAAGUUAAUUCACCGCAGCGUUCGCCGGCGAAAAACAGUGACAGCUCACACAACAACUGCAAUAACAACAAUAAUGAAGAUGAAAACGGCAUUGCUGACGAACACGAGGUUUCCGAUGAAGAUGUCGCUCAAGAGCGGCAUUACCGACCUGCUUCACCACAUCUCGACCGCCUACCGUUCCCCAUGGUGCCCAACCAUCCAAUGUUUGGUCAUGGUAUUAUGUACAUGAGUCAAUACAUGACCGGCUUUCCAGGAGUAGGUCCCGUUCCCGGAGAAGGUGCUAGUGGUUUAAAUUUGGCUUUGGCUGGCGCAUCAGAUGAACGUCGCAAGCGCAACCGGACAUUUAUUGAUCCUGUCUCCGAAGUUCCCGUUCUCGAGCAGUGGUUUUCGAUGAACACUCAUCCGUCACAUAACCUGAUACUGAAAUAUACAGAGGAGUUAAACAGGAUGCCGUACCGACAAAAGUUUCCUCGGCUGGAGUCGAAGAACGUGCAAUUCUGGUUCAAGAACAGGAGGGCAAAGUGCAAGCGGCUCAAAAUGUCGCUGUAUGAGCCUUCAUCGCCAAGUCAUUACUCACACCCGGGGCAUCCCCACGCCAUCGCAGAUCGCAAGCUGGUCUGAAGAACAUACCACCAGUUAUAAAGUUAAUAAACGAAGUAACAUCAACAGUGGAAGUGUGUUUGAAUCGUAACACGAAAGACUGAUCUUGAAUCGUUUAAUGGUGUGCAGUGCCAUGUUAGUAUUAAAAUGACCGAACAGUCAUUCAAGUUUAAACGUUUCGUAUUAUUCGUAUGGACUUUAUUAAACCUUGAUAGAUUUACUUCAUAGUUUUGCUUAAGGUAGUCACUUCAAUGCGACAUAAUAAUCGUAAUAUUAACAUUAAAUUAGAAUAUUAUCGUGAUAUACCGCAGCAACCACAUCGUUUAUUUGUACAUAGUACACGUAUAAAUAAGUUGCUAUCAAAAGGCCACGUCACAAACACUGUGAAUGAAUCUCAAAUAUUAUUAUAGCGCUUUGUAUAUGUAUAUAAGCAACUCAUUCGGCUCUAUUUAUUGUAUAAUUGUAGUUUUACGAAAUGUUAUUAGAAUGUAAUUAUUAAAGUUCCGCUUAAAUUAUAGUUUUAGGUUAUGGCACCGUUAGUGUUGUAUUAAAAGUUAUUAUAAUGUAUGAUAAUUGUAUAAUAAUGAUUACAUUUAGAGAUCAUUUUAGUGAUAGAAUCGAUAUUAUUAUUCAUGAGUAAUAAUUAAAAUAAUUCAAUUUUAGAUCGGUUGUCGAUAUUCGCUACCGCUAUUACGCACAUUCCUUGUUUUUUGUAGAUAUAAAUUAUGCUUCCUCAAUCCAAAGAUUGAUUAAAUUAAUGCGCAAUCCGAUAGUUGGAAACAUUUGGUUACAUAAAGAAAAACAUUUAAUUAAACUAUUGGUGAUAGUUUUUUUUAACUAAUUUGUAUUAAUACUCAGCUCCAAAGGCAAUAAUAUAUAUUAGGUAUGUACAAUACAUAUUUUAUUUGAUUGCGUAGAAGGUUCUACCGGACAUUAUUUCACAGUAUUUAAGCAUUUAACGUGAGAUUGUUCUCGCACUUUCGAUUGUUAAUUAUAUCUGUAACAGUUUGUUUUGUUGUUCCAAUGUUGUGCUUGUUUUUGUGAAGCUGUGAUGAUAUUUCCAAAUAUUGUAAAUAUUCUAAUAAUGUUAUCAAUAAGGGUUUUAUUUUAAAAACAACGUCACUAGGCUCACACGAACAAUGUUUGCAUACUGCUUAGUUAAUGAACAUAUUGGCUAAAUGUUUAUUCGAUUCAAUUAUUAUAAACGAAAAUUUAAUUGAAUAUAAUAUGAAAAUUUA